UGCACUAUGCACUGCCUCGGGCUCCUGCUCUUCCUCCUGCAGCUCUGUGCGCGUCUUGACGCGGCGGCUGUGGAGUUGCUCCCCGGUAAAAGUCCCUUAUCACCGACCUCGUUUCCACACACACUCGCCUCAUCCAGCACCAAGCGCUUCCCCAGAGCGAGAAAAGACUCCGUAGAGCCUCACGACUACAUGCUGUCUAUCUAUAAGACUUUUUCGGCUGCAGAGAAACUGGGACUGAACGCGAGCUUUUUCCGUUCGUCUAAAGCCGCAAACACCAUUACGAGUUUUGUGGAUAAUGGACAAGAUGACUCUCCAAACUCUCCACUAUGGACCCAGAAGUAUCUCUUUGACAUCUCAACCCUUUCUGAAGUCGAGCUGCUGGGUGCUGAAAUAAGAAUCUACACAAAAGCCUCUGGACACUUCCCAACAUCUGACGCAGGUUCCAUGGAGAUUCAGCUUCUUUCCUGCCAGACUCACAAACGUCUGGAUUCCAAAAUCCUAGACUUGCAGGAUUCUCACAAAGCAAGAUGGGAAGUCCUGGAUGUGUGGGAAAUUUUCUCAGAACGGCAUAUGCAUACAAAACGAAACUUCUUCUGUCUGGAGCUCAGAGCUUCCUUUGACAAUCCUGAGAGGGAAAUCGACUUAAGGCAGCUUGGAUUACACAGAUACGGGCGCCCACAGCAGAAGAAAGCCAUAUUGCUCGUGUUCACCAAGUCAAAGAAGAGGCAGAGCUUGUACUAUGAAAAAAAUGGAAAAAUUAAAUUGGACCCUGAGCAUGCCGGAAAGGAGAAAUUCCCUCGGGUAAAACCUAAGCGGAAGCGCCGGACAGCGUUAAACAACAAGGGCAAAAAAACGGGGAGAAAGUCUAAGUCUCGAUGCAGCAAGAAGCCAUUGCAUGUAAAUUUCAAAGAACUAGGUUGGGAUGACUGGAUUAUCGCCCCUUUGGAUUAUGAAGCAUAUCAUUGUGAGGGUAUAUGUAACUUUCCUCUUCGGUCUCAUUUAGAGCCCACUAAUCAUGCCAUCAUACAGACUUUGAUAAACUCUAUGAACCCUGGCAACAUGCCACCCAGCUGCUGUGUGCCUUCUAAACUUAGCCCCAUCAGCAUCCUGUACAUCGAUGCUGGGAAUAAUGUAGUGUACAAACAAUAUGAGGACAUGGUUGUGGAAUCAUGUGGGUGCAGGUGACUGAGUGUGCUCUACAAUUUUUAGAGAACAAAUACUCAAUCACGCCUCUGAGAUUAAUCUAGAGACUGGAGUUAAACAUUAGAGCUUGUAGACCAGUCAUUAGUAGCUACAAUUCCAUAAUGCGAAGUAUUCACCAAUGAAAAUAUGAGAUUAGAUCUGAAGCCAUGGUUAUAUCAUAUUCUGGAAUUAAACACUAGCCUUCACAACAGACAAAAAUAGAUUAAGCAAGAUCAUUUUAAAUUUGACUGCUCUACCUUAUACAUUUACUUUCACCCAAUAAGAUACUAUAUAAUACAACAUAAUAAAAUGCCAGAAUGAACAGGAUAUCCGUCAUUUUGUAAAUGACUUGUACAAUCAUUGAUUUCAUGGUAAAUAUAGUAAAUCUCUUUCUAAUUUAAACUGUAUUCUAAUAAAUUAUUCUAACCAAUACUGUAGGUAUAACUUUGUAUUUAAGACCUGUACUUUUGUAGACUAAAAUUGUGUAUCUACCUCAUCGAAUAGCAUUUUAUAUCUUUCUAUAUGUAUACGAGUG
Silurus meridionalis is the source of this 1717-nucleotide messenger RNA. RefSeq names its product growth differentiation factor 6b (gene gdf6b). The transcript is spliced from 2 exons. The record is from RefSeq and is a predicted model, not a curated record. Gene Ontology annotation, cellular component: extracellular region. Bases 7 to 1185 code for a protein of 392 amino acids. Gene Ontology annotation, molecular function: cytokine activity; growth factor activity. NCBI's taxonomy places the organism in Eukaryota, Metazoa, Chordata, Actinopteri, Siluriformes, Siluridae. Gene Ontology annotation, biological process: BMP signaling pathway; SMAD protein signal transduction.